CAUGCUUAUGUAACUGGCGGUAGUAAGGGACUUGGUAAAGCUAUCGCCAAGUUAUUAGCUUCAAAAGGCGCGCAUGUGACUAUAAUCGCUCGCGAUAAAGACCACCUACAAAUUGCUCUUGAAGAAAUUAAAGACGCUGCAAAGGGUCGUGAAGAUUAUAAGAAUUUGAUUUUCAAUGCAAUUUCAGCGGAUGUUACUAAUUACGAAGAUUCGGUUCGCGCCUUGAAUGAAGCUUGUGAUUUGCACAAUGGAAGAGCGCCUGAUUUCAUUUUCUGUUGUGCCGGAGCUUGUAAACCUGGAUUAUUUAUCGAACAGGAUAUUUCAGAGUUCGAAAGUGGUAUGCAACUUAAUUAUCAUGGAACUUUAUAUACUGUUCACGUAAGAGUAAAACGCAUGACGCGACAAAGAAUUAAGGGAAAAAUAGUUCUUGUUAGUUCUGUUUUAGGAGUAAUGAGUUUCAUUGGAUUUUCUCAAUAUGCCCCAACGAAGUAUGCUUUAAGAGGUUUGGCCGAAACUUUACGCAAUGAAUUAUUACUUUACGAUAUUAGUGUUCAUUGUUAUUUCGCCGGAACAAUUGAUAGUCCUGGUCUUCAACAAGAAAACAAAACAAAACCAAAAAUCACCAGCGAAAUUGAAGGUGAUGAUGUUGCGUUAUCGCCAGAUCAAGCCGCUAAAGCUUUAUACAAAUCCCUUUGCAAAGGACACUUCCAUAUUACUUCGGAUCUUGGAGGUAAUAUAUGUAGAGUUGCAAGCAAAGGCGCAGUCUCUCCGACUAAUAAUUUCAUUGUUGAUAGUUUACUUAGUGCCUUCGCUUGGGUUUGUAAAAAUAAAAUAAAUUUUUAUUUUGUUUUAUACAUUUUAUAA
This is a messenger RNA of Rhizophagus irregularis DAOM 181602=DAOM 197198, 864 nucleotides long. NCBI's taxonomy places the organism in Eukaryota, Fungi, Glomeromycota, Glomeromycetes, Glomerales, Glomeraceae. The record is from RefSeq and is a predicted model, not a curated record.